Molecule: messenger RNA, 3507 nt
Organism: Sphaeramia orbicularis (orbiculate cardinalfish)
Lineage: Eukaryota; Metazoa; Chordata; Actinopteri; Kurtiformes; Apogonidae
Exons: 18
Coding region: 271-2886 (871 amino acids)
Source: RefSeq, a predicted model, not a curated record
CGAAGCUUCGGCACAUCUCCUAACAUCACUAAAAUACAGUUUCAUCCAGCUUUAUUUUGAAAGCUUCCUGUUGGGUUUCUGCCAGUCCACCUGGGUCUGCUUGAUGCAGGGACUUUAUAAACUGGCGGCGAAGAAGAAGAAGGAGCAGCGGCAGAUAAAAGAGGCGAAGAAGAAGAAGCCGGUCCUCCAUUGGUUUUGAUAUUAGCUCAGUUAGCUUAGCUUAGCUUAGCUUAGCUUAGCUCGCUAGCUGCUAACACACUGGUCUGUGUGAUGGAGAUAAACUGUGUUUCUGACGGACUUUGUGUAAAGAACAACCGAACAAUGUCCCUAAAACUCCAGAUGUUGAGGUCGUUGGUGGAGCAGAGACUAACUGCAGCAGCUGAGGAGAUAUUUGGACUGGUGGAAAGAACCAUGGUAGAGUACGAAGAGGAACUUUGUCAAACUAAAGAGGAAAACCAGAGACAAAAACAAAUACUGGACUCUGUUCUGAAUCCGCAGGUCGUGGCUCAUCCUCCAGAUGUUCAGGAUCUUCCGGUGUUGAAAGAGGAUAUUCCCUUUGAUCAGGAGGAGGACUGGACCAGUCCUAGUGUAGACCCAGACCCAGAACCCUCCCUCAUGAAAGAGGAACAGGAGGAGAUGAAGAUCAAUGACACAGAGCAGCUCAUUCCACUGUCAGAAUUCGCCUCCACGGCAGCGUUUUCUGAGUCCCAUCCAUCUGGACUGGAUUCACCACAGUCACAGAAUGCAUUCAUGUUUUUAGAUCCAGAAAGUCCUUGUGGAAAACACCAGAGGAUGAACACAGAAGGUCUACAGUUGGUGGAAUCUGUUCUCACCACUAAACCCGGUGGUGAACAAAUCAUAAACGAAUACCAUGAAACGCAGACGUUGUCGGAUGUUUCCAGAAGGAAGAUGGUGAAAAUACUGACAGCCGACAUGACCGAGAAGAACGGAACGUCUCCAUCCAGAGAAGUAAAAGAAAUGUACGCCAGAGGAAUCAUCACCUUAUUCCCCAACCUCAGAGACCCGUUGUCCAAGAACGGAUAUGAGCACUAUUAUGACGCUGAAACCGGCAGCGGAUACUUGGCCUGGAGGAUCAAAACCAUCCAGAGAUCCAUUCCUAAAGAGAGACGAGCAUCAGUUCAAGAAGCGUCGGAACUUAAUGGAGAUGAUGAUGUGACUGAAGUGUGUUCAGGUCCACGUUCUUCUAAACGCCAGAGGACGAACACGGACGCUCAGCAGUUGGUGGAAUCUGUUCUCACCACCAAACCCGGUGGUGAACAAAUCAUAAAUGAAUACCAUGAAACGCAGACGUUGUCGGAUGUUUCCAGAAGGAAGAUGGUGAAAAUACUGACAGCCGACAUGACCGAGAAGAACGGAACGUCUCCAUCCAGAGAAGUAAAAGAAAUGUACGCCAGAGGAAUCAUCACCUUAUUCCCCAACCUCAGAGACCCGUUGUCCAAGAACGGAAAGGAGCACUAUUAUGACGCUGAAACCGGCAGCGGAUACUUGGCCUGGAGGAUCAAAACCAUCCAGAGAUCCAUUCCUAAAGAGAGACGAGCAUCAGUUCAAGGUCCACGUUCUUCUAAACGCCAGAGGACGAACACGGACGCUCAGCAGUUGGUGGAAUCCGUCCUCAUCACAAAACCUGGCGGUGAACGAAUCAUAAACGAAUACAAUGAAACCCAGACGCUGUCGGACGUUUCCAGAAGGAAGAUGGUGAAACUACUGACAGACGACAUGACCGAGAAGAACGGAACGUCUCCACCCAGAGAAGUGAAAGAAAUGUACGCCAGAGGAAUCAUCGACCUCUUCCCCAACCUCAGAGACCCAUUCUCCAAGAACGGAUAUGAGCAUUAUUACAACGCUGAGAGCGGCGGUGGAUACUUGGCCUGGAAGAUUAAAACUAUCCAGAGAUCCAUUCCCAUCGAGAAACGAUCACAAUUUCGACAUAAAUCGAGGAACAGAUCAGAAACUAAACGUGUCCACGUGAAGGCGCCGAGCGGUGAGCAACCGGCCGGAGGUCCGACGGUCAGACGGGAGUCCCAGUUUGUUCCGGUGACGGUUCUGGGAGAAGCCGAGUGCAAGGACGCCAUCGCGCUGAUGAAACGGUCGGCGGACGAGGACACGGUCAAAAACACCAUGAAGCUGACGUUUGUCCACCGACGAAACCUGGUCCUGGAUCCCCAGCAGUCGACGAACAUCCUGUUGGACUUUCCCCGCUUCAGAGACGUCCCAGGCCUGGUGGAGCAGGAUUUCGUGCUGAUGUUUGGCGAGGACACGUCGGGGCGGUUUCUGCAGCGCUGGUCCGACAUGUUCAAGGCCAGGGUGGUGGAGGAGUGCAGGAAACUUGCGUUCAGCCCAGAUCUGGAAGACCUGCGGCGGUCAGCUGAUCCUGUUCAGUUUGGGAUAGAAGAUCACCAUGGUUGGGACAGUGACUUGUCGUCAGUUCUGAUGCUUUCACAUCUGAUUCCACCCACGGCUCAGGGUCGGAAGAGGCCGGGGAAGGUGUCGCCGUCACAAGCAGAGAAGCACAUGAUCGUCUUCAAACAGACCGGACCGUCCAGGAUCCUCCAGGACCACCUGGACUCCGUCACCGCCUCCCGUCCUCAUCCUCACCUCCUGGCCGUGGGGGACAGGAAGAGCCUGAUCCAGCGGUUCUUCGUCAUCGUGGACGGGACGGCCAUUCCCUGCAGGUCCAACUCUUCUCUCGCCGCUUUCGACGAGCUGUUUAAGGCGCAUUUCGUCUUCGGGAAAGCGUACGACGCCGUUCUCCACAACAUGUUCACCUUCAUCCAGACCACCGUGUACAACAUCGACGUGGGCAGAGUCAGGGAGAGUCCUCGGGUGGCGGAGGUCCGGGCCAGGCUGCUUCAGUACAUCUGGUGAUUUCAGCCGCGGUUCUCCACGUGUUCUCGAAACGUCAUCAGUAGAGACCCAUUAAAAAGUUCACACAAACCAAGAUCGGAUGGAGUUCCUGGAUGCACUGGUUGGUGACUCGUGUGGACUGGGCAGGAAAAUGUCCCAAGAUGCAAUUCAUGUUACUGUCAAUUUAGAGACACUUGCUUUCUUUUACCGAACUUAAAGAAUUGGGAAGUAAGAACUCUGCAGACCUGAUAAUGAGACACGUCUGUUUCACUGAGCCUGAGGUUGUUCUUUCACAUUUGAGAAAAUCAAACCUUUUGAAUAUAAAUGUUUUUUAGUUUUGUCUGGUGUGAACAGUCACAUGAACGUUCUCAUCCACUGAAAUCCAAGUUUUGGUUUUUUUUUUUCAGUUUUAUUUCAGUUAAUUUCAGUGGAGAUAACUGAUUUGUAAAACGAGUGAAUCACAAAAUGAGCUCAGUUAUGGAAGGAAUUAAACUGGUACUGUGAAGUUCUACUGUACGUUGUUGCAUCUCUUUUUAUUUUAUCUGGAUUUAUUUAAAGAAUCCAAACGUUCACUGAAAAUAACUCAGAAUUUUAUUUGUUAAAACUAAAAUCUUAUGUAAGAUUAAAACAAGUGACCUUUAA